Molecule: messenger RNA, 1122 nt
Organism: Penicillium daleae
Lineage: Eukaryota; Fungi; Ascomycota; Eurotiomycetes; Eurotiales; Aspergillaceae
Product: WD-repeat containing protein SWD2
Exons: 3
Coding region: 1-1122 (373 amino acids)
Cellular component (GO): Set1C/COMPASS complex
Molecular function (GO): chromatin binding; protein binding
Source: RefSeq, a predicted model, not a curated record
AUGGCGGAGGGCCAGCAGCAGCCAGCGGCGUCUCAGCCGACUACUCAGACUGCUCAGCAGUCUCAGAGAAUACCUGAUGUCAUUCGCGGAUAUCGUCCCUGCAAGUCCUUCAAAAGCUCCAAGUCGGAGUCCACGUCGAAUUACACCACCUCUCUAGACUUUGAUGACCAGGGCGACUAUGUAGUCGCCGCUGGCGACGACGAGACCAUUCAGAUCUUCGAUGUCAAGGAAGGUAAAUCCACCAAAUCGGUUCCGAGCAAGAAAUACGGUGUCCACCUCGCCCGAUUCACCCAUCACUCUCGUCAGGUACUACACGCCAGUACCAAGGUUGACCAUUCUCUGCGGUUGCUGGACCUUCACAAUGAAGGAUAUGUGCGCUACUUCACAGGUCACACAGACAAGGUCACAUGUCUGGCGAUGUCCCCAGGCAGCGAUGCCUUCAUUUCUUGCUCCAAAGACGACACAGUCACAGUCUGGGAUCUCGGUUCCCGCAACCCACAGGGAAAACUCAAAUUGGCGACCCCAUACCUCGUGGCAUUUGACCCUUCGGCCUCGGUCAUUGCGAUCGCAUCGCAGUCGACCUCCUCUGUCCUCCUCUACGAUUUCCGAAAUUACGAUAAAGCGCCCUUUUCCACCUUUGACCUUGCUCCAUUCGAGGAGAUCUAUGCACCCUCGACUCGCGGACAUGGUUGGACUAAGCUGGAGUUUUCCAAUGAUGGAAAGUUCCUAAUGGUUGGAACCGACUACCCUGGACAUUACAUACUGGAUGCCUAUGACGGUGCAGUCAAGGCUUUCUUGUCCGGAAAAAGUGGAUCACCUGGCCGUGCUGCCCCAGUAUCGACCACGGGCAAGCCUUUGGGUCAAGGUGACGCGUGCUUCACCCCCGAUGGACGGUUUGUGAUUGGCGGCAAUGGCGAGCAGCAAGACGUGCUGGUGUGGGACCUCAAUGAUGUACGAGAGGGACAACACAACAAUGCUGCACUACAACCCACAACCAAAUUGCCUCACCGAGGUCGGACCGCUCUCAUUGAGUAUAACCCGCGGUACAACAUGAUCGCUACUGCAGACAAGGACAUCGUGUUCUGGCUUCCUGAUGAACCGGCCAGGCCGGCCGACAAGUAG